Molecule: messenger RNA, 3395 nt
Organism: Cimex lectularius (bed bug)
Lineage: Eukaryota; Metazoa; Arthropoda; Insecta; Hemiptera; Cimicidae
Gene: Sema5c
Product: semaphorin-5B
Exons: 16
Coding region: 88-3222 (1044 amino acids)
Biological process (GO): axon guidance; negative regulation of axon extension involved in axon guidance; neural crest cell migration
Molecular function (GO): semaphorin receptor binding; chemorepellent activity
Source: RefSeq, a predicted model, not a curated record
UUUUUGUGUAUACAAUAUGCUGCGAUAAGAAAGAUUCCGUUUAAAAAUCGGAUAAAAUGGAUUGAUUGUUAUGCCAAAUAUUUCGUGAUGCUUCCUGCUUUGCUGACGUUGUUGUUACUGCUUCCAAACGCAGUUCUUACGAAAGGACAAAGUACUGAUCCAAGGGAGAUUUCUUUCGAAGAUCUGCUGUUAAAUGGCAAUUAUUUUACGGAAUCUGGUGUUACAAAUUACACCCAGAUGUUGAUCGACAUAUCGAGAAAUCAAAUCGUGGUUGGUGCAAGGGACAGCUUAUUCAGAUUGAGCCUUGAGAGGCUGGACAAACUGGAAAAAGCUUCAUGGUUAGCUUCAGCAGAAAAAGUCGCUCUUUGUAACGAUAAAGGGCAAACAGAGGACCACUGUCACAAUUACAUAAAAGUUCUCUUGACAAAUGGGAGAAGACUAUUCACCUGCGGCACUGGUGCAUUUUCUCCACAAUGUUCGUGGAGGGAGAUGGAGGAAGUGAAUAGGGUCACAUCAUGGGUCCGAGGGAUUGCCAAAUGUCCUUACAACCCUCGUGCCAAUGUCACAUCACUUCUUUCACUUCCGACUGGGCAGUUUUUUGCAGGAACACCUGUAGAUUUUUCUGGUGCCGAUCCAGCUAUUGUCAUGGAUCCUAUGGACACUGGAUACAGGCUUGAUCCAUCAAAUUCAAGAAUGUUGUAUUUAAGAACAAAUCAAUACAAUUCAAAUUGGCUGAACGAACCACAAUUUGUAGCGACAUUUGAAACUGACGCAUUUGUUUAUUUUCUAUUCAGAGAAAGUGCAGUUGAGUACAUCAAUUGUGGAAAAAUUAUCUAUUCGAGAAUAGCCAGAGUCUGUAAAAAUGAUACAGGCGGUCAAGUUAUGCUUAGAGACAAUUGGACCACAUUCGUGAAGGCUAGACUCAACUGUUCACUUCCUGGAGAAUACCCAUUUUACUAUGAUAAUAUUCAGGGAGCUACAUACUUAAGAGACAGAGGCCUAUUGUAUGCUACCUUUACCACACCAGACAACAGCAUUCCAGGAUCAGCUAUUUGUUUGUUCAAUACAAGUGCUAUUGAAGAGGCAUUUGAUGGUCCUUUUAAAUACCAAGCAAGUGCAGGUUCAGCUUGGGAGAGGAAAAAUGUGCCAAAUCAUCAUAGCACAUGUACAGGUAACCAAACCGGUUUAGAUUCUACAAGAUACCAGCUUAUGGAUUUGGCAGUUCAACCAAUGUCGACAGAGCCUCUAUACCAUAGCGAACUAGAAACUUUGACACACAUAGUAGUCGAUACAAUAUCAACAAAAAUUAACAACAAAGUCGAUGUAUUGUAUGUAGCAACUAAUGAAGGGGUCAUAAAGAAAAUCUCAGUACUCCCAAGAACUUUGAAAACUUGUGUUUUAGAAAUAUGGAAACCAUUACCUCCAAAUUCACUUUCAAAGAAAAUCCAUGCGUUACAACUAAGCCUAGAUUCUCUGUAUGUAAGUACUGAUGAAGGUGUUAUGAGGAUUUGGAAAGAACACUGUAGAAGAUACAAAAAUAGAUUGGCUUGCCUUGCAUCAAUGGACCCUCAUUGCGGUUGGCAUGAACACAAAGAACUUUGUAUGUUAGCUCCGGAUAACAAUCCUCUCUCUCGAGCAUGGCAUCAAGAUGCUAAUCAGUGUCCGACAUUAGUACAUCCAGUUGAUGGAGGUUGGACUGCGUGGUCUUCAUUUUCUCCGUGUGAACAUUCCAAUGGGGAUACGUGUCUAUGUUCUACAAGGACAUGUGGUAACCCUUCACCUUCUAAUGGUGGCAAACCUUGCAAUGGGUUUUCUAUCAAAGUAACCAACUGCACAGUUCAUGGUGGUUGGACGGCAUGGUCUGUUUGGUCGGCUUGCUCUCAGACUUGUGGUAUGGCAGUAAAAACUAGGAGAAGAUCGUGUGGUAAUCCAGCUCCUCAGCAUGGUGGGAGAGUGUGCAUAGGCCAAGAUCGAUCAGAAAUGUACUGCCAUUCUAAUCCACCCUGCCCUACUGCAUCAACCCCAGUUCUUGAUGGUGGCUGGUCAUCCUGGGGUCCGUGGGGAGAGUGUUCUGCAAAAUGUGGAGGAGGGUAUAGAUUUAGGUACAGAACAUGUUCAAAUCCACCGCCACAACUGCCUGGAGGGCUUGACUGUCAAGGAUGCCAUAUAGAUUAUCAGGAAUGUAAUUCAAGUCCUUGCUUCGAUAGUAGACGUCUUUCAUCAUGGACACAAUGGAUUCCACUAAGUAAUGGGACAGAAAGAAGAUUCCGAUUUUCCUGCAAAGCUCCAGUACCAGAUUCAUCAUUGAUAAAAGUGGGAUUAUUUAAAACUGAUGAUAGAUAUUGCUCUCGUGACGGGAUAUGCACAAAAUCGGAAAGAUUAGACGUGGAUGAAGUAUGGUCAGAAUGGUCCGCUUGGUCUCCUUGUUCCGCAGGUUGUGGUACCGGGCAGCAAUCAAGGGUGAGAACGUGUGAAGGACCCCAUGGGGAAUGCACUGGACCUACUCAAAUUACUAAACUAUGUAAUCUACAGCCAUGUAAAGGUGAAUGGAGUUGCUGGAGUGAAUGGUCACCUUGUACAUCAAGCUGUGGAUUAGGUACAAGACAACGGACUCGUGUAUGCAUUGGAGAAGAUAAAAAUAGCUGUGAUGGUAAAUCUGUAGCCCAUCAAGACUGCAAUGUGUCACCUUGCUUAACUUCUGAAGGUUGGUAUGAAUGGAGUAUUUGGUCAGAAUGUGAUUCAUCUGGCCAUCAGACAAGAACACGAACGUGUUCCACAACCAGUCCUGGAUGUAUAGGGCCUGAUAUUGAUUCCCGACUUUGUGUUGAUGCCAUAACUUCAGAAGCGAGUGGUUUGGGGAUUGGCACUGCUAUCGGAUGUUUAUUGGUAGGGUUGUUGUUGGGAUUUAUAUCAUUCCUCAUCUUUAAGAAGUUUCUUGAACGAAGAUCAACUAAUCGACUUCCAUCAUCACCUCACUAUAUAUCCUCAAAACAGAAUCCUUAUGUGACCGUACCCCUAAAAGAAACCCCUCGCACAUCGCCCAAAAGAGCUCCUUCAUUUAAUAGACAAAACUCAAAUGGUUCUUCAAGACUGUUUAAAGGCACGAUGGGAGGCAAUGGUUUGCCAGUCGAAUAUGAGACUGCUACUAUUAAAAGGAACUCACAUUCACUUGUUAACGGUAACCUCAGGACAGACCUUACUGAACAGGAUAAAUUCUUUUAACAAACUGUGUGAUAACAUGUAAAGUAUGAGGAUGUUUGUUGCCUACUCAAGUAAUAGGCGGUAAUAGGCAAAUGUGCCUAAUGAAUUGUUUGUUGUAAUAGACUUAUAAGGUUAAUUAUAUCUUUAUUAUUGACAAAAUAAACAACCGUAGGGAAAUUACUUCCAAUAAUAAA